CCCGCCCGGUCCGCGGCGGAGGGAACUCCCGCCGAUGAUCCUCCCUUCGCCUGCGCUCACUGCGGGAAGUCCUUCAGGCACCGCGCGUCCUUCGUCCGGCACCGACGGGCGCACUCCGGGCAGAGGUCCUUCCAGUGCCCGCUGUGCGAGAAGGCCUUCAUCCAGAACUCCGACCUGAAGAAGCACACGUGGACCCACUCCGGGGAGCGGCCUUUCCGGUGCCAGGAGUGCCGCAGGGGCUUCGUUCAGAGGUCCGAUCUGGUGAAACACCAACGGACGCACACGGGGGAACGCCCCUACCUGUGCGCGGUCUGCCAGAAGACGUUUGCCGAGCGGUCGGCUCUGUCCAAGCACCAGAAGAUCCACAGCCAAGACAAACCGCACCAGUGCACCGAGUGCGGGAAAGGUUUCAUUCAGAGGUCGAAUCUCGCAUUGCAUCUGAGGAGCCACACGGGGGAGCGGGCGUUUGCGUGCCCUCGGUGCGGCCGGCGCUUCGUACAGAAGUCGGAUCUUCGGAAACACCAGAGAGUCCACGUUGGACAGGAGAUGGGCUCGGCGGGUGGCGCGCCUCUCGCCAUUUCCUACGAAUGUGUGGAGUGCGGUCAGGCCUUCAGCCGGCUGGCGGGGUUCUUAAAGCACAAAAAGCUGCACGGCGACGGGCAGCUCUUUCGGUGCCCGGACUGCGGCGUCGGCUUCCUCCAGAAGUCCACGUUGUUGAGGCAUCGCCGGAGCCGCCACGCCGAGAGGCUCCACCGUUGUGCGCUGUGCCAGAAGAGUUUCCCGCAGAGAAGCGACCUCCAGAAACACCGGAGGACCCACGAGGGUCAGGGGCCGUACCCAUGCCGGCACUGUGCCGAGACCUUCGCGGAGAGGCCCGCUCUGAUUCGACACCUCCGAUGCCACGCGGGGGAAAAGGCGCACCGGUGCGACGUCUGCGAGAGAGCCUUCGUCCAUCGGUCUUCCCUGAACAAGCACAUGAGGAACCACCUGGUGCAAAAGCCUUAUUCCUGCGACCAGUGCCGGAAAAGCUUCAUCCAGAACUCCGACUUGGUCAAACACCAGAGAAUUCACAGCGGCGAGAAACCUUACCACUGCCCCGAAUGCGACAAGAGGUUCACGGAAGGCUCGUCGCUGGCCAAGCACCGCAGGACGCACGCCGGGCGGGGGCCGUACCCUUGUCCGCAUUGCAAGAGGACCUUCAAGCAAAGUCUGGAUUUGGCCAAGCACGCGGAGAUCCAUUCCGCCGACACCCCGCCUGCCGCUACCGCCUUCCACGAGAUCGUCCUCCCGGACCCGGCUGACCCAAACAGCACCGGGCAGAAGAGCUACCGGUGCCCAGAAUGCGCCAAAACGUUCCCCCACCAUACCGGCCUUCACGAGCAUCUCCAAACCCACCAGGCGGAGAAGCCGCACUCGUGCGACCAAUGUCCUAAAAGCUUUUCCCACACCUCCGAUUUGGUGAGACACCUUCGAACCCACGCGGGGGUCCGCCCGCAUCAGUGUGUGGAGUGUAACAAGAGUUUCAUCCAGAGGUCGGACCUGGUGAAGCACCAAAGGAUCCACUCCGGUGAAAGGCCUUUCCAGUGUCCCGAAUGUUACAAGAGCUUCACCGAGGCCUCCACGCUGGCCAAACACCGGAGGAUUCACGGCAGAGUUCAGUCCUACUUGUGCAGCGAGUGUGGGAAAGGCUUCAGCUGCAGCUCCAACCUUCACAGGCACCUGAAGUGGCACAUUGACAAGAAGCAGCGGCAGCAGCAGCCGCCUUCUGAUACCCUGGAAGAGAUUUCCAUCAUCACCGUCGGCCACGAUGAAAAGGUCGGAGAAGAAGCUCCGCCGCUGCCCAUGAAGAACAAAGCGGACGUUGGCAGAGAGCGGCUGUUCCCGUGCAGUGAGUGCGGGAAAAGCUUCGGCCACCGGUCGGUCCUCGUUAAACAUAUGCGGAUUCACACGGGGGAACGUCCGUAUGUGUGCAACGUGUGCGAGAGGGGCUUCAUCCAGAAGUCGGAUCUGGUCAAACAUUACCGCACGCACACGGGAGAGCGGCCCUACAGCUGCGGUGUCUGCGGCCGAACCUUCAUCGAAAAGUCCAGUUUGGCUAAGCACCGGCAGAAGCACCUCGGACCUCCCGGGGCUGACCCGAGGGGAAACGUUCCCCCUGCUCCCUCAAACCAGCAAGUCAUGUAUUGGGGAGAGGCCGAGGAUGACCCUGGGAGUUUAGUACCAAAGUUCCACAUAAUUACACAGGAAGAAGGUUUCGGGGUCACCGGGCCCUUCAGCGCCGGCAGCGGUUCGAAGAACGUCCUCCCGUCUCCGGCAAGACGCAAGGCGGCGGUCGCGGAGGCGAAGGUCCACGCCUGCCCUCAGUGCGAGCAGACGUUCGCCGACGGCUCCGCUUUCCGGGUGCACCGGGCGACGCACAGGGCGCAGCAGCCUCACACUUGCACCGUGUGCGGCAAGGUGGUCAGUCAGCGGUCGGCGCUGGUCAAGCACAUGCGGUCGCACACCGGCGAGAAGCCGUACCGCUGCCCCACCUGCCAGAAGGGAUUCAUCCAGAACUCGGACCUGGCCAAGCACCUCCGGACCCACACCGGGGAGAAGCCGUACAAGUGCGACUCCUGCGACAAGCGGUUCGUCGAUCGCUCGGCGAUGGUCAAGCACUCGAGGACGCACAGCGGGGAGCGGCCCUACAGGUGCGAGGAGUGCGCCAAGGGGUUCGUGCAGAAGUCGGACUUGGCGAAGCACUUGAGGACGCACACGGGGGAGUCCCCCUAUUCCUGCCGCUCGUGCGGGAAGGCGUUCCGGUCGCGCUCCGCUUCCCUCAGGCACCAGCGCCUGUGCAACAUGGCCGCCGAGCAGGACAGCCCCCUGCUCUAUUCUUCGGAGGCGUCCUACGUGGACUGUCCUGCUAUGGACGCCCUGGAGGAGCAUCGGCUCUAA
This is a messenger RNA of Nanorana parkeri, 2937 nucleotides long. RefSeq names its product zinc finger protein Xfin-like. The annotation marks the transcript as partial. Lineage: Eukaryota; Metazoa; Chordata; Amphibia; Anura; Dicroglossidae. The transcript has a single exon. The record is from RefSeq and is a predicted model, not a curated record.